Messenger RNA from Trypanosoma grayi, 2193 nucleotides. RefSeq lists its product as hypothetical. The record is from RefSeq and is a predicted model, not a curated record. The transcript has a single exon. Lineage: Eukaryota; Euglenozoa; Kinetoplastea; Trypanosomatida; Trypanosomatidae. Gene Ontology annotation, molecular function: ATP hydrolysis activity; ATP binding. The coding region runs from base 1 to 2193 and encodes 730 amino acids.
AUGUUUUGGAGUGGGGGUGGCUUCAGCCCGUCUGGUGUUGACAGCCCUGCUGAAGGGGCGUUGCUGUACGUCGCAUCAUGGCUUGACUUCGCUGGCUCUGUGCCGUUCAUGCGUGAGGCGAUGCUGGUCCUAUUGUUGCUGUUCGUCAGCUUUGUGAAUGUUGUUGUGGGAGAAUUAUGGGGGUGGUGGAGGGAGCGUUCGUCGCGUCAUUCCUCGGGGGUGGUGGAACGGCGGGUGUCGGUGAGUUUGGCGCCGCUUACCGUCGGCAUGAUAUCGGAUCGCAACGCGCUGUUGCAGAAUGCCAUAUUGUUUUACCUGCAUAGAACCUUCUGGUGCGCACCCCUCCCGGCGUCUGUGUGGAAGGGUAAAGUGGCGCUACUGCUGCUCAUUGAUCCGAUGCGUAGUGCAUGGCGCGAGCGCUACGACUCUCCCUUCCGUGUUGACGUGAACGACGAGGAUGUGAACACGUUUUCCGAGAACGUCAACUGGCGCACACAGAGGGAGCUACAGAGGUACGUCCUCGUCAAGGUGCCGACGAUGGGUGCGUGGGUUCCUGCGAGUGACGACGGCAUCGAACUGACCUACGAGCGCAAUCGGGAGUCACUUCAGGGCUCGGAGGGGGUGCGGCGCACGAUCGUGCUGCGUGCAAAAGGUGGCGCUGAGGCGGCGGGGCGCAUUGAGUCGUUUGUGAAGCGCGCGCUCAACCACUACGUUGAGAACCUGCCCAAUGUGCUGAAUGACGGCCGCGUCUUUCUUGAACUGCAGCCGCCGGCCCGCGGCGGCGGAAGUGAGUCGCGCGUGCAGUUUAAGCGCUACCCGCUCAGCGAUAACAAGGCCUUUGACACACUCUUCUUCCCUGAGAAGCCCCGCAUCCUCAAACUCGUCGACGACUUCAUGGCGCGGAAAGGGCGCUUCGCAACGGAAGGGUUUCCGGUCAAGCUCGGCUUUCUCGUCUACGGGCCGCCGGGCUGCGGCAAGACGGCGUUUGUGAAGGCGCUCGCCGCAUACACGCGCCGCCACGUGGUGUCAGUGCGCCUGCCGUUUGUGCGCUCCAAUCAGGAGCUGUACGAUAUAUUUCUUAACAACGAGUACUACUGCGUCGGUGAGUCGGGUCUCACGUUGUUUUCGGCGAAAGAUGUAAUAUUUUUGCUAGACGACGUGGACGCCUCAAGCGCGUUGGUGCGCUCUCGUGUUCAGCGUCGGUGUUUGCGCAAGCGUCGCACUGCAACACUUGAGGCAAGUGGUGGGGGAGGCGACGGCGGUGAUGAUGCUUCACCCGUUGCUGAGCCUGCUGCUGCUGUUGUUGUUGAGGGGUCGUCCGCCAUUGCGCAGGAGACACAAGGCGCCAACGGCGUUACGGGCGGUGACAGUAGAAAGGUGGGGAAGGGAGACGACGACGACGACAAGAAGGACGAAGACGACGACUACAGUGAUGAUAAUGAUGAUGAUGAUGACGAUCAUAGCGAAAAGGAUAACGCGAAUGACGAUGGCGGCCGCGACGAUGAAGGGUUGGCGAGUGCGCAGCACAUCGACCUCGUCAGUCAGCUGCUGCAGGGCGUCCUUGGCUCGAAGCCGUCCCACGGCGCCUCGGCCAAGGGAUCGCUGUUGAAGUUGCUGCAUUCGUCAGACACUCUGAACCUCUCUGGGCUGUUGAAUGUACUUGACGGUGCCGUCGACACGCCUGGCCGCAUUGUGGUGAUGAUCACAAACCGUCCUGGGCGGCUUGACGCAGCGUUGGUGCGGCCCGGUCGCCUCAGCACGACACUGCGCCUCGACUACAUUCAACUGCCGGCCAUGCUGAGCAUGCUGGGGCUGCACUUUGGUUCCGUCGUGCACGCUGGGAGCAACAAAACCAACUGUCACAUAGGUGAGGAUGAUGUCAAGGUGAAGGAGGAUCCAGCAGGUAGGGGUGCAGGCAAGACUGGCUCAGUGAAUCCCACGACGAAGCCUCCUCUGCCGGAGCUGAGUGCCGCCGAUGCCACACGUGUGCGUGAGACCAUUGCUGCUCUUCACGCCGGGAAGAGCCAACGAGUGGGUGGCGCCACCGGUCUUGUUAUCUCCCCAGCGGAGGUUGAGGCGAUGUGCGCAGUGUCCUCAACACUUGACGAAUUCCUUAGUCACCUCCAAUCGCGUUUCACAGAAUGCGAAGGAGGAAGUGUAAUUGAUCAGACGAGAGCGCCUGCUGCCAGUUAA